Syngnathus typhle (broad-nosed pipefish) is the source of this 3888-nucleotide messenger RNA. RefSeq names its product zinc finger and BTB domain-containing protein 14-like. Gene Ontology annotation, cellular component: nucleus. Lineage: Eukaryota; Metazoa; Chordata; Actinopteri; Syngnathiformes; Syngnathidae. Gene Ontology annotation, molecular function: RNA polymerase II cis-regulatory region sequence-specific DNA binding; DNA-binding transcription factor activity, RNA polymerase II-specific; protein binding. The coding region runs from base 155 to 1333 and encodes 392 amino acids. The transcript has 2 exons. Gene Ontology annotation, biological process: regulation of transcription by RNA polymerase II. The record is from RefSeq and is a predicted model, not a curated record.
CUGCGCCAUCUCCUGCGCGGCGCAGCAGUCACAACAAAAAAGAGAAGGAAGAGGAAAAACGACAGCAACAGUCAGUGUGGAUUCGUCGUCGACUCGCCUUGCGUGACAACACGGGCAAUCGCAAACAGGCUUCGGGUUGCUCCCAUUCGACACCAUGUCUGAAUUGUUGCGCUACAUCGACUACGACCACAAGGCGACUUUCCUGAAGAUGCUCAACCAGCAGCGCAUGGAAGGUGAGCACUGCGACGUGGUGGUGGUGGUGGAGAAUAUCGAGUUCCGGGCUCACCGCUGCGUCUUGGCGGCCUGCAGCAACUACUUCAAGAAGCUGUUCAAGAAGCAGACAGACGAGGACAACUCCAUCGUAGAGCUGGACUUCAUCCGCUCGGACAUCUUCGAGGAGGUGCUCAACUACAUGUACACGGCGCGACUGGCCGUACGCAAGAAGGAUAUCAACAUGAUGAUGUCGUCAGGUCAGAUCCUGGGCAUCAAUUUUCUGGACAACUUGUGCUCGCAGAAGCGUGAGCUGACCAACAUGAAGACGCGCGAGAACCAGGCGCCGCCCGGCGACCACGGCUUGCGUGCGCAGGAUGCCAUCCUCAAGGAGCUGGCCAUGGAAGAGGUGCGCAAAAACAGCUUCUACGACACGGGCAUGGAUGGCAUGGGCGGCGCAGGAGCCUCGCACGUGCCCCAGCCGCACGGCUACAACACAGGCUUGAGCAAGGACCCGCACACGCAUGGUUGGGGCUCGUCGGCCUCUAGUGACAUGAAGCUGGAGUACCUGCUGUACGGCCACCGUGACCACGGCUCGCUGCCCGGCGCCGGGGCCAAGCCGCUGGAGCACAGCGCCAAGAAGGAGCGGCUUCUCACUGCAAACCGGCCAUACGGCUGCGAGCACUGCCCCAAGGCCUUCACCACCGCCGCCCACCUCAAGGAGCACCUGAAGAUCCACUCGGGCUUCAAGCCGCACCGCUGCGUGGUGUGCGGCAAGGCCUUCAUCCGCGGGCCCGACCUCAAGCGGCACGAGCGCGUGCACAGCAACGAGCGGCCUUUCGCCUGCCAGCUGUGCGAGAAGGCCUUCAAGCACAAGUCGCACCUGAAGGACCACGAGCGGCAACACCGUGGCGAGCGGCCGUUCAACUGCGGCUCGUGCGACAAGGCCUUCAUCAAGGCGUCAGACCUCAAGCGCCACUGGAACACCAUGCACAGCGGCAACCCCCGACGCCAGAUGGCGCUGUCGCCCGGUGCCUCGCAGCACGCCGCCGAUGAUCAGCGGGACUGGAAGCUGGAGGCAGCGGCCGCUGCCGCGGCGCACUCGCACAAUUCUGAUUGUUGAGAUGGCUGUGUGCAAAAAAAAAAAAAAAAAGGCCACGAGUGGCAUUCUCGAAAGACUACUACUACUACUUGUUCUUCAACAAUGUUUUGGGGUUUCCACGUGUAAAAAUCAAUGUUUAGUUUUCUUCACAAAGCAUCAUUAGAAUGAUGGUCUCAUUAUUACUUUUCUUUGUUUUAUGAUGCACAUCGAUGACCAAGAUGAGCUUAAAGGAGACAUAUUAUGCCUUUUUUUCGCCCCUAAGUAUUUAACCCUCAUUUCUUCUGAUAAUCCACAGAGGUAUAAGCAACAUGAGCUGCUCUGCGUUUCAUCAUCAAAAAGAGGAAUAUCAUGCACACCCCUAUCCAAUUGUCAGGUUUUCUUGAGACCAUGGUACAAUACAUGACAAAACUUAACCUACAAUUUCUACAACUCAUCUUUCACAUCCCUCUCAUGCAGUCAGAUAUCAUAAAACAAAAUGUCGAGAAAAGUCUUCUUUAAUAGCUGGACUUUGGCUGUGGAUAGCAUCUGUCGUGUGGGAUAUAAGUCACAUUAAUUGUGGAACUUUUUAAAUGGUUUCUCAUUCUUUAAUACACAAAUCACAAAAAACUGACACUUGAAUAGGGGGUUAUACUUUUUAUACCCACAGUAUAUGUAUGUAUAAAUUCUGAAACGAUAACUUUUAGUCAUUUUGUAUUCCCUCCAAUCAUCUGUAACUGAACUAUCAAGAAAUAUAACAGUUAAAGUUUUGUUUUUUAAUGAAAACAAACAAGCAGAAUAAAUCCUUGAUUUUUCUAGAAAGUAACCAGGACCUAUCUGUUUAGUUCUCAUAAAAUAACUGAUCAGUUUGUUACUUUUCAUUCAUUCUUUUCUAUAGAGAAAAAAGCAACAGUUUUUUUUUUUUUAAUGCGUCGCCCCCCCCCUUCCCACAGUUUUUUUUUUUAAAGAAUAAUUGCCAGCAGAAUGAGCUUGUCUUUUUAUGUUUUAAUAUUUCUUUUCUAGAUUGUUGAAAGGGUCUGACAUAAUGCAAAUUACUUUUUUGGGGGGAUGAUUUGGAGAGAACAAAAGCAGCUUUGUCAUUCUAAAACAAAUCUAGAUUUCUACGCUCAAUCUCCAGAGAAUAUAACACAAUGUAAAUAAGGGCGAAAUCAAGAUCAGGCGAGUGAAGUUAUUCCUCUUUUAUUUGUUGAUGUAUUUUAAUUUUUGCCAUUUUUUUUCUCCCCCCUCCAGAUCAUCUACCAGGUCAGGUUGACCAACAACAUAACCCGGGGGGUUCAAACUGUUCCCAGGCGUGAUUAAGGUCUCUUGACAUUCUUGGGUGAAAAUAGACUAUGUUUGAAACUGAAAUGAUAUGUCCCCUUUAACUUGAGUUGCGUAUAUUCAUGUGGGUGUUUGUUUUUAAAUGGAUGUGUUUAGUUAGUAUUGAUUGGUCGCACUGUAUGAUAGAGCAAGGCGACCUCUUCCUGCGUUUGUCACUUGGCGAUAAUACCAAAGUGUUGGGUCGCCGUUGACGAAUUUACUGUCAUACAGUAACACACGCGUGAAUGGUCGGUGAUGAACGUCUGUGUAUAUACUGUAGCUUACUUACCCUAAUUAGCUUGUGGCACAAUUUAGAGUUCACAACAAGGAAUUAUGCACAUACAUAUAUACAAAUAUAAAUAUUAAUGACAUUGUCCUACUCCGACGCUUUGACAAUAAAACACCAUUUUGUAUGUGUUAACUGGUUUGUUUUUGUUGCUGUUCAGAGCUCACCUUUUAAUUUAAACGUUUAAGGCCACACACGAAAGGCAAACUGAAUGUCAUUUAAUGGCAAAGCAAGCGAUACUACUACCAGAAUAAAGUCGCAAUGGUAAUGUGAUUUUACUUUUUUCUCCAAUAAUUGUUCUGUUCUAACUAUACAAAACUGCAUUUACAUUAUUGUUAAAAAAAUACCACUUUAUUCUUGAUUAUGAAUGAUCAGAAAUCCAAACAUUACAACUGGCUGCAAAAAGAAGACGACUUAAUUCUUGUAGUAAUACUUCACUUAAAAAAAGUAAGACUAUAUUCUUGUAAAAUAUUUUUUUCUCUUGGAAUAAAAAUGAAACUUUACUCUUGUAGCAUUGCAAGAAUUUUUCUUGGGGAAAAAAAACUGGCCUAUCAAUCCAUUCAUUAUCCGAACUGCUUGUAAUUGUGACUUUCUCAAAAUGCCAUUUAGUGGUUGUCACAUGGCUUUCUCUGUUUCUCGUCAUUUUCAGUGUGGCUCUUAUAUGCCUUCAUAUCUAAUAAUGCACUCAACUUUUUUAUUUGGUUUAAUGUUUUCCAGUAAAAUAAAGAUUAUCAGGGAGUGAGAAGAAUCACACUUCACCAAAGCUUUACUAUAGUCUAAUAUGGUUUUAUAUAACUGACAGGUGAAACUCCACCCACAGGAUGCAAGUAUAUUUUUGUAUAUUUAAUGACCGACUGCAACACUCAUCUAAAUAUUACUUGUCAUUUGUUUUUAUUUGGAAGCAAAACAUAUCAACCGUCACUGUCUCCUGAAUGUGAUAUAUCUGUCAUUUAAAAAUAAAAGCUGUAGCUUGUUUUUUGUUUCAGAAAUGAGA